AUGUCUGAGUCUUGUGGAUCCAAUACUUUUCCAAGUGCAGAAGAGGAAACAAAGAAAGCUCAGAAACGUAGUCGAGAAGAAGUCAAUGAAUCGCGACUUGAAAAGAUGACAGAGCCUUUUCAUAGCCAAGAAAUAGAAAAGCUUUACUGGGAAUACCCCUACUACAGUGACACACAAGACACACAAGUGUUUUCCAAGUCAAAUGUUGAGAGGGUCAUUGAAGAGAUUGAUUUGAAUAAUCCACACAUAGCUCCUAUUUUUCAGCUGGCUGCUAAAGUAGGAUACCAAAUGACUAAAGAGAAUAUUACUUAUUGGGAAGCUAGAGGAGUAGUGGCAGAAAUGAAUAAAGUGAAAGAGGAUGAUAUUGAACUGAAUGAGGCUGAGGUUUGUGGUGUAUUAACAUAUUUCUCGUGCAAAUUUGAAUUGUAUUAUCGGGUAAUGCGACAUGGGAUGUUGGGUCUGACGUUUGAUGCUAAAGAGGGUACUUUUGUGCUAGGAAAAAAGAAUUUUGAUAAUAGGAACAAGAUAUCAUGCUUUAUGGCUGAUUAA
Molecule: messenger RNA, 549 nt
Organism: Vicia faba (fava bean)
Lineage: Eukaryota; Viridiplantae; Streptophyta; Magnoliopsida; Fabales; Fabaceae
Source: the annotation of a GenBank genome assembly